UGGAAAUAACUCAAACAUUCUUUAACUGGUAAAUGGGUAAACAAAUUAUCACACCUCAUAUAACAGAAUACUACCUAACCAUAAAAAGGACUGAAUUACUGACAAACACAACAACAUGGAUAACUCUCAAAUGCAUUAUGCUAAGUAAGGGAAGCCAAAUCCAAAAGGCUUAUUGUAUUAUUCCACUUAUAUGACAUUCUGGAAAAGGAAAAUUGUAGGAGAGAUCUAAUUUGGCCAGAGGAUGGAUGGGGGAUGGGUUGAACACAAAGAGACAGUGAAAGGGAUUACUGGAAGGUGAUGGCACUAUUUUUGAUUGGAUAGCUCCAUGAAUAGGCAUUUGUCAAAAACUAAUAGAACAGCACACUAAAAAGUCAAUUUUACUAUAUAUAUAAAUUUUAAAAAUAAAUGCAUAAAAGUAAAAACAAAGUAACAGGCCCAUGGCAAAUUCAAGCAACAAAAGGAAUUCAUAAAAAAAACUCCCUCCCAGUCCUUCAUGGUGAUAGGCUAUUUCUGCAUUUUGAUUGCAGUGAUGGUUGUAAAUCUACAUAUGUGAUAAAAUGAGACAAAAGUACACCACACAUUAUACCAAUGUAAAUUUCCUGUUUUGGAGGCAUUAUACUAUAGUCAAGAUAGUACCUUAACCACAUGGGAGAAACUGGGUGAAGGGUACUAGGAGUUCUGUAUUAUCGUUGUGACUUCCUGUUAAUCUACCUAUCUAUCUAUGUCUAUAAAGUAUUUAUCAACCAAACUUCCAGACUCUAGUCCUGCUCCCCAGAGGUAACACCAAUUUUGUGUGCAUUCCUCUGCAUAUUAAAAUCUAAUAUUCUAUAUAUGUAUACAUGCACAUGUAAAUUUAUACACAAGUACUUUGAAUACAAAAAGUAGCAUAUUAUACACAGUUUUGCACCUUGUUCUUUUUCAAUUAUUACUUUGGGGGUACUUCCAUAUCACAGACAUAUGGAGCCACAGCAUUUUUUUCUGCUGCAUAGUAUUCCAUCUCGCCGCAACAUCAUAAUAUAUUUCAACAACGUCUUAUUAAUGGACAUUUGGAUCUUAACAAGGAAAUGAAUGGAAGUAAUUUGUAAAUUUUUAAAACAUGAAAGAUCAGCUGGAGUUGAGACCAAACACAAAAGUUUUCAGACUCACAGACUUGUCUUCAGAAUAUCUUUUGACCAGAAGGGGGACCAUAAGAGGUAGGAGAGGCGAAACACUGGGAAAUGUUCUGGCCCGUUGGGAAGCGGAGGGGCCUGGGGGGAAUUACUGCCGGGUUCGGGUUCGUUGAGGGGCGCUCUACUGCCAGAAUAGGAGGCGGUGCUCCAAGCCAAGGUUUCCUUACGCUGCAGCUCGGACAUACCUAAGUGCGUCAGGGUCAUGCACGUGGCAGGGAUGUGUGGCCAUCUCCAGCAUCCAGCCGGGACCCACGGCCACCGCACAGUCUGAACCUCCACCGCCUCCAGCCCACGCGCGUAGGGGGCGUACACGUGGUGACCUGCCUGGGGCCGGGUUCCCGGCUGGGGCUCCUCCUCCCUCCAGAUCUCGCUCUGCUUUUCUGCAGUAUCACGUGCAGCUGCGCCGGGUGCAGGAUGGCGGCUGCGGCAGGCGCGGUAAGUGUCAGGCUCCGGGACUGCUGCAGCCGAGGCGCUGUGCUGCUGCUCUUCUUCUCCCUGUCCCCUCGGCCCCCGGCUGCCGCCGCCUGGCUGCUGGGCCUGAGGCCCGAGGACACCGCUGGAGGCCGCGUGUCCCUGGAGGGGGGCACCCUGCGCGCCGCGGAAGGCACCAGCUUCCUCCUGCGCGUUUAUUUCCAGCCCGGGCCGGCGGCGCCCGCGGCGCCAGUGCCUGUACCCACCCUUUCCCCGGCGGAGAACGGCACCGGCGACUGGGCUCCGCGGCUCAUGUUUAUCGAGGAGCCCCCGGGCGGGAGCGGCGUGGCUCCCAGCGCUGUCCCCACGCACCCCCCGGGGCCGCAGCGCUGCCGCGAGCAGAGCGACUGGGCGUCCGACGUGGAGGUCCUGGGGCCCCUGCGCCCCGGAGGCGUGGCGGGCUCGGCUCUAGUCCAGGUGCGGGUACGAGAGCUGCGCAAGGGCGAGGCAGAGCGGGGCGGCGCGGGCGGUGGCGGGAAGCUCUUCUCGCUGUGCGCCUGGGACGGGCGCGCUUGGCAUCACCACGGCGCUGCCGGUGGCUUCCUGCUGCGCGUCCGCCCGCGGCUCUACAGCCCGGGCGGGAAUCUGCUGCCCCCCUCGUGGCUGCGGGCUCUCGGGGCGCUUUUGCUGCUCGCCCUGUCUGCCCUGUUCAGCGGCCUGCGCCUGAGCCUGCUCUCGCUGGACCCGGUGGAGUUACGGGUGCUGCGGAACAGCGGCUCUGCAGCGGAGAAGGAGCAGGCGCGCCGAGUGCAGGCAGUGCGCGGCCGGGGGACCCAUCUGCUCUGCACCCUACUCCUGGGCCAAGCCGGAGCCAACGCGGCCCUGGCCGGCUGGCUGUACGCCUCGCUGCCGCCGGGCGUCGGGGGCACCGGUGAAGACUACAGCGAGGCGGGGAUUCACUUCCCGUGGCUGCCAGCUCUCGUGUGCACCGGCGCGGUGUUCCUGGGAGCCGAGAUCUGCCCCUACUCGGUGUGUUCACGGCACGGGCUCGCCAUCGCCUCGCACAGCGUCUGCCUGACCCGGCUUCUGAUGGCGGCCGCCUUCCCCGUGUGCUACCCGCUGGGCCGCCUGUUGGACUGGGCCCUGCGUCAGGAGAUAAGCACCUUCUACACGCGGGAGAAGCUGCUGGAGACACUGCGGGCCGCGGACCCCUACAGUGACCUGGUGAAGGAGGAGCUUAACAUCAUCCAGGGCGCCCUGGAGCUGCGCACCAAGGUGGUGGAGGAGGUGCUGACCCCCCUCGGGGACUGCUUCAUGCUACGCUCUGACGCCGUGCUGGACUUUGCCACAGUCUCAGAGAUCCUGCGCAGCGGCUACACUCGCAUCCCAGUGUACGAGGGUGACCAGCGGCACAACAUUGUGGACAUCCUGUUUGUUAAGGACUUGGCCUUCGUGGACCCGGAUGACUGCACACCGCUCCUCACCGUCACCCGCUUCUACAACCGGCCCCUGCACUGCGUCUUCAAUGAUACACGGCUGGACACGGUGCUGGAGGAGUUUAAGAAGGGAAAAUCUCACCUGGCCAUUGUCCAGCGGGUGAAUAAUGAGGGAGAAGGGGACCCCUUCUAUGAAGUGAUGGGCAUUGUCACACUGGAGGACAUCAUAGAGGAGAUCAUCAAGUCAGAGAUCCUGGACGAAACUGACCUCUACACUGACAAUCGGAAAAAGCAGAGGGUCCCACACCGGGAGAGGAAGCGGCAUGACUUCUCCUUGUUUAAGCUUUCUGACUCGGAGAUAAGGGUGAAGAUCUCUCCGCAGCUCCUGCUGGCCACCCACCGCUUCAUGGCCACAGAAGUGGAGCCCUUUAAGUCCCUGUACCUUUCGGAGAAGAUCCUGCUCCGACUCCUGAAACAUCCCAACGUGAUCCAGGAGCUGAAGUUUGAUGAGAAGAACAAGAAGGCCCCUGAACACUACCUCUACCAGCGCAGCCGCCCCGUGGACUACUUCAUGCUGCUUCUCCAGGGUAGAGUGGAGGUGGAGGUUGGUAAGGAAGGCCUUCGCUUCGAGAAUGGAGCUUUCACCUACUAUGGUGCCCCAGCCAUCAUGACCACUGCCUGCUCAGAUAAUGACGUACGGAAGGUUGGAAGUCUGGCUGGAUCCUCUGUCUUUCUGCCCGUCUCUGUGUCUCGUACCUUCGCCUUCAGCAGAGGGGACUCUCUGGCAGGCUCCCCAGUAAACCGGUCCCCUUCUCGCUGUAGCGGGCUGAACCGCUCGGAGUCUCCAAACCGCGAGCGCAGUGACUUUGGGGGGAGCAACACCCAGCUGUGCGGCAGCGGCAAUAACCUCUACACCCCUGACUACUCAGUGCGCAUCCUCAGCGACGUGCAGUUUGUGAAGGUCACACGGCAACAGUACCAGAAUGCGCUCACAGCCUGCCGCAUGGACAGCUCGCCCCAGUCCCCGGACAUGGAGGCCUUCACUGAUGCAGACUCCACCAAGGCCCCUGUGACCCGGGGCACGCCCCAGACCCCUAAGGAUGACCCUGCUGUCACCCUCCUGAACACCAGGAGCAGCCUGCCGUGCAGCCGCACAGACGGGCUGAGAAGCCCCAGCGAGGUGGUGUACCUGAGGAUGGAGGAGAUGGCCUUCACCCAGGAAGAAAUGACAGACUUCGAGAAGCACAGCACACAGCAGCUCUCACUGUCACCUACAGCUGUUCCCACGAGAGCAGCAUCAGACAGUGAAUGUUGUAAUAUCAACUUGGACACGGAGACCAGCCCCUGCAGUAGUGACUUUGAGGAAACCGUGGGCAAGAAGCUGCUGAGAACCCUGAGUGGUCGAAAAAGGAAGCGGUCACCGGAUGAAGGGAGAGCCUUGGAGGAGAACUCCAAUCUAACACCUCUGAUCACAUGACAGGCAGGCAGUGCUUGCUGGGUGUGUGAGGUUCCAGAGCUGUGGGAGACAACCCACCCUCUCCUCUCCGCAUCUCCCCACGGUGACAGAGUGCUCUGCUUUGCUUACCACCUCUUCACUCCUGGCUGUCAGUUUGGCAGAUUUUCCCUCAUUGCCUCCAGUUUGACUCAGAGCCUUACUGUGGCCAUAACGAAGGAGGUGGCUCCGGUGGAACAUGCUAGAGAUGGUCUUGUCCACAGCAGUCUGAGGCUAGAGAAGAAAUGACCCCAAGCUGACAACACCACUCUGGGAACCCUGAUGUCCUUUUUGUUCUUUGGGAUCCACUGAUGCCAUAUUUCAUGCUUAGCUUAGCUCAGAAAGUGCCACUGGCAGACAGGCACAUAGGAGGCUGGGGUAGCAGGUAUGAAACUUAGUUCAGGAGAUGCACCAAGAAUUUCUCCAGAGCUUUGAGCAGUGGGUCUUGGCCAUAUUGGCUGGUGAUGUAGCAGUACAGAAAACUGUCAGUGACCAGUUUCCUGUUAGAUAAGCAUUCUAGCAGCCUGGGAAGUGUGUCUCAGCCAGAAUGGAAAGAAUGUGAGAUGGAACCUCAAGUCACUGUUUUUCCCAGGGACACAUCUUUUUGGCUCCUUAUCAACAAUCACAGUCCUUCAAUAAAUCUGCUCUGAAAGACAAGGAACAGGGAGCAGAGAGACCCAGUUGGGAGCCAGAGAUGGAAUUUCAGGUUUUAAGUUUAAAUCAAAGAAAAAAAAAACUUAUGUGGAAAAAUUUUAAGUUUAGCCAUGACAAACCAAAGCGUGCCCAGGUCAGGGGAGAAGGAUGGCGGCUCCCACAGGACUUCAGUGUGCAGUACACAGGAGCAUUGAAGAAUCACUCUUCUUUUCCAUCCAUUCUCCCCACCCCCACCCCCUACUCCCAGCAGGUCAGAUAAACGUACUUAACUAUAGUCCAAGAACUUGAACUUAACAUCUGUUUUGUCACCUGGAUGUUGGGGUAAAUGCAGUUCCAGAAAUAACCACCAGAUGGCAGAAUGACUCCACAUACCUACCUAAGAAUAAUGACUAGGAACCACACAGCCAGCCUAUGGGAAAAUGUGAUAGUGAAGGCUGUCCUGACCUACCACCCACCCCUCCGGAACUCCCAGUCAAAGACCCAGUGAUCCAGUGCUGCCUGCUGAAAUCCCCAAACUAUUCCCAAACUUUUCCCUCGGGUAUACCAGCUAGGCUUACCUCCCUUCUUUCAAAACCACUAAUUGCUCCCCAUCCCCACACCCAAUCAAUCAAUAAUCACAUGGGGAGGAAGAAGACUGAUAAUUCCUUUGGGUUAUUUGCAUCUCAAAAGAAAAUGCUUACCCACAGGAACCUUUAACUCAGGGGUUCUUAACUUGGGGGUCCAUCAACCUAGAGGGUCUAUUGUUGGACUUCAGAAGGUCUGUGAAACCCCUAAUACUGUCAGAUUUAGUGUAUGUGUUCUUAUGAGUGUUUUCCAGAGGGCAAAAGCUUUCAAGUGAUUCUCAAAGGUUUCAGACCCACAAGGGUUAAAAACCACUACUGUAACUAGUGGAACUCUGAGCCCAAAGUUUCUGCAAUGCAGAAUGAAGUGAAUACUGGGUGGUUCCAGACAUUUUUAACCACAAGUGGUCUCUCAGGUGUCCACCAAAUACAUGGGGAAAGCUGGCACCCACAAAAAAGUGGAAGUCUUCAGAAAUUCUUGGCACACCCUAGGAUACUAUAGAACUUACACCCCACAUAACUGUGUCCCCUCUUCCCAGACAACCAGAGCAGGUAUUGCAGACAGGAGGGCCACAGCAUGUGAGAGUAAAGAUUUUCCAGCUGGAGAUGCCUUUUCUAGCCAUGUAGUAGGACUUGACACCCCUUCCUGGCUCUGCCUGAGGCUCAACAGUGCAUGACUUCUAGCAGAUGACUCAUGGCUACCACCCAUCCCCAACACCUACUCUUGCCUAGUAGGAAUACGCAAAGUGUCAUCCCUCAGUCUGGGUGCCGCAGACCCAAACCAGCCAAUGGUGAGUUCUGAGCAAGUCCUGCCAUCAUAGGGUUUUCUUGCCCACCUCGGCGCUGGCCCAAGGGGACCUGCCCGGCUGCUCUUCCUUUCAUUUCCCUGUGGGCCACCAGCUCAGGCCACUGCUGUUGCAUCACAUCCAUCCCUUUGCAGAAUCCCAAAGGAGCCUGUCACCGCUCCCUUCCCUGUUCCCUACUCCUCCCCACCAUGAUUUUCUUCAGGUUAAAAAAGUUAAAAGAAAAAAAGGAUUUUAAAGCAUUUAUGAAGGCUUAAUAAAUUGUAAAUAAUUUUUAAAUAAAAUGAACAUGUUUUUCCUGAAACGUUUUCCUUACCCCUGGAAUCUCCAAGUUCUGAAGUGGCUUCAUUUGAGGUGUAGGUUGGGUGGAGCACCCGUGUAAUUAUCUCACCAGAUGCACUGUCCAGGCCAGGUGUGGGGCUGCAGUUAGGGUUACAGGAAAGUGCUGGUGCUGUAUUCUUGGAGGCCAGAGGGGUAAGGUUUUGCAGAAGCAAAUGCCAGAAAUGGGAAAUAAAACCCAAAUGAGAAGUCAGUGAGAAUGAGGACAAGGAAGGGGCCUGAGAUGAUCGAUCAUGAGAGGGGCUGCCAUCUGUUGAACCCACGUGAUGCGACAAGCACUGGGCUGGGCACCUGCCUAGUUCAAGGCCUGAGGGUGGGGGUGGCACAGUGGUUUCCAGCCAAAGGCUGGGGAAAGGAACAGGCUUAUUUGUCAGUUUUAAACCAGUGCAGGAGGGAAGCAACAGCCAGGCAGGUGGGAAGGUGUGUUUGAGGAUUUGUCUUUGUUAGUGGAAGGUUGGAACUUGACACCUACAUUUCUCAAACCAGCACACAGGGCAAUUCAUGGCCUGUGGACAACUUGAGAUUGUUCCCAGAAGCCUCCGUAGAGGCUAACUUCAUUAAUAAUAAUAAAUCAUAGCCACAACUAUUUUGCUGAGAGCUUUAUGUGCCAAGUAUUAUAUUAACUAUACAUUUACUCAGUUAUUUCUCAAAACCACAGUGGAGGAUUUAAUGGUUUUUGUUUUACAGCCUAUGAAACUGGCUGAGUCAUCAUUAGGUGACUAGCUCAAGGUUACAUAGCCAGCAAGUGGCCAAGCCUCAGGCUGGGUAUGCCUUCCUCCUGAGCAGGCAAAAUCUGGGCAACAAUCCUACCUCUGAAAUUCAGAGGCAUGUGACAGGCCCUGAGCAGCAGGAGAGAAACCUGCAUAAGCCCCCUUUCCCAAACUUACCCUUUUUUAUGUGAACAAUUGGGGGAAACCCUGGCCAAAAUAUAUGUGAGAAGAGAGACCAAAUUCCCACUGAGAUUAGGGCUUUUUUUAAAAUGCUAAAAACAUUUGAGCAUUUUGAUAGGGGCAUUUGGUUUAAAGAAGUGUUUUUAACAAUUUUUUUCACAAGUGCCCCCCCAAACAGAGAUAAAAAGUAAUUAUCUACCUAACAAGGGAAAUUAAAUCCUAAGAGGUAAGAUUUUGUCAUAUAGAAUUGCACUUUGGAGGGCCACAAAGCACUUUAAUCUCACUCUUUUUGCCCAAGGACCCAUUUUUGGCUCCUUGGUGGUACUCUAACCCCUCACUGAAAAUUCAUGGUUUAAAGCUAUGUAUGCUUAGGGAAAAUGAUAGAAGAUUGACAGAAGGUAGAAUCACCUACAGCAAGCAUCUUUAAAUAGGAAGAACAAAUACUGAUAGAAAGGAGAGGGUGGAGUUUCACAGGCAAAGCAAAAACAAGGAAUAUCAAGGGCUGCAUUCAAACAUGUGAAAGGUCAGCAGUUAGAAGUGCCAGCAGACUCAGUGCCUGUGGUCUAACGGAGGGGAAGACGGCACCAGGGAGCAGGACAGAUGGAGGUCAAAUUCCAGAUCAAAGUAAAACAUCUUUUUCAUUAAGGUGCUCCAUCAAAAGAAUGGGUGCUUCACCAAUACUGGAAGUACUCCAACUAACAGAGACUCCCCAGUAGAAAUGAGCUGGGGACAAUGUGGAGACUAUACACUGGGGAGGGGCUGGAGCUGAUGACUUUUAAGACCCCCAUCAGCCCUCAAGACCAUAGGAUUUUAUAACUCAACAGUGUCCUAGAAAGGGGCAGAUCUUGUUAACAAGAAUUAUCUUUCAAUAUUUAAACUCCCAAGUAGUAGUAGCCCUCUCAUUUUAAUAAGACUCAAAAUUCUACAAAACCAUCAUUUGGAGAGCCUCCUAGGCUCUGGAAAAUGUGAUCCCUGUUUAAGUGGCUCUAAUUGUUUCAAUAGACUAGAAGUACUCCAACUGCAAUGGGAGGGAUUGUGUUCUGGGAUCGCUCUGAGUGAUGGUAACCCUUCCGGGAAUCUAGGAAGUUCAGUUUCUUAAGUAAUGGAAGACAGCUGGCUUCUGAAGAACAAGCCCACAAACUGACAGUGAGUCCACUAAAGGGAGACAUAGUGCAAGAAAACAC
Manis javanica (Malayan pangolin) is the source of this 8938-nucleotide messenger RNA. RefSeq names its product cyclin and CBS domain divalent metal cation transport mediator 1 (gene CNNM1). Gene Ontology annotation, cellular component: plasma membrane. Gene Ontology annotation, molecular function: transmembrane transporter activity. Gene Ontology annotation, biological process: transport; magnesium ion homeostasis. The record is from RefSeq and is a predicted model, not a curated record. Lineage: Eukaryota; Metazoa; Chordata; Mammalia; Pholidota; Manidae.